This is a messenger RNA of Drosophila virilis, 681 nucleotides long. Its product is annotated as probable multidrug resistance-associated protein lethal(2)03659. Gene Ontology annotation, cellular component: membrane. NCBI's taxonomy places the organism in Eukaryota, Metazoa, Arthropoda, Insecta, Diptera, Drosophilidae. Gene Ontology annotation, molecular function: ATP hydrolysis activity; ATP binding; ATPase-coupled transmembrane transporter activity. The record is from RefSeq and is a predicted model, not a curated record. Gene Ontology annotation, biological process: transmembrane transport.
AUGGGAGCUCAGAAGGCGCUUAUUGUCGAGUUCGAUAUCCUGCAGGAUCCGCACAGCUCCGACUACUACACUUUUCUGUCUACAAAUAAAUCUCAGUCUUCUUUCGAGGAGUACCGUGAUGCCAAGCUAUGGGAUGCACUGGAGGAAGUCAAGCUGGAGCCUCUCAUCAGCGAGCUUCCAAGUGGACUACAAAGCAAGAUUUCAGAGGGCGGCACCAACUUUAGUGUGGGUCAGCGUCAGUUGGUAUGUCUGGCUCGCGCUAUUCUUCGCGAGAAUCGUAUCCUGGUUAUCGACGAGGCCACAGCCAAUGUGGAUCCACAGACAGAUGCGCUUAUUCAGGCGAAAAUACGGAAUAAGUUCAGGGAGUGUACAGAGCUGACCGUAGCCCAUCGGCUAAACACGAUUAUGGACUCGAAGAAGGUCUUAGUCAUGGAUGCUGGGCAGUUGGUUUAAUUUACGUGACCUCUCAUCGAGAGGGUCAGAGCAGUUUCGGAAGUCUGUUAAAAGUUGCGAAGAAGACCCAUUUGACAUCACAGAAACUAAAAACUUCUUAGAAAGAAUUGAAAUGUUUAAUUAGAAAAUAUAUUAAAGUGCAUUUUCUUAAACAUCCCUAAUAAUGUUCGAGUAUUGACAAAUUUAUUUCAGUAUUCUGAUUUCCUAACCACGUUACAACAAAGCAGU